ACACACAGACGGACACAUCAACAUCACACUGCUGUCUGUUGACUCUCCAGUCCGAUCUACCUGAUGAUAAGGAUCGAUCAACUCACCUUUACCGGCUGAUCAGUAAGCUGAAGAAUCAACUCACACCCGGAAGAACGUCUGUGACGUCAAACUGAUCGAUUCUCCUCGCGGCACAGUAGUUCACAGCACUGAACUCUGCGGUCUUUUGUUGUCCUCUGUUUGUAAAGCCGCACAGCACUGCACGCAGCUGACUAUACUGUCUUUUAUUCUGUCGACAGGUUCAAAGUGGGCGGGUCUAAUGGUCAUAGCCCCGCCCCCGGCCUGACAACCAGCACGCCUCCUGUUCGUCUCCUAGCAACCAGGCUGUCAGCCCGCUCCGUGCCUCUCCAGGCCGCCCUCCCGUCCGGAGACGCAGCGUCCCGGACUAAAAGUUGCCUAAAUAACGAGGCAAAGCCUCCAGAUCCUCCAUGGAACCGAACUCAGAGUGAGCCGAGGGCGCCGCCAUGAACGACCGGUACCACCGGGCGGCCCGGGAUGGCUACCUGGACGUGCUGAAGGAGGCCACACGGAAGGAGCUGAACGCACCGGAUGAGGAUGGGAUGACACCGACCUUAUGGGCCGCUUACCACGGCAACCUGGAGGCGCUCCGGCUCAUCGUGGGCAGAGGAGGUGACCCGGACAAGUGCGACAUCUGGGGCAACACGCCGCUUCACCUGGCAGCUGCCAAUGGCCACCACAGCUGCCUGUCCUUCCUGGUGGCCUUCGGUGCCAACGUGUGGUGUCUUGACAACGACUACCACACUCCGCUGGACAUGGCCGCCACCAAGGGACACAUGGACUGUGUUCGCUACCUGGACUCCAUCGCUGCCAAGCAGAUUACCCUCAAUCCAAAACUGGUCAGCAAACUCAAAGACCGUGCGUUUCGAGCCGCAGAGCGUCGGAUCAAAGAGUGCGCGAAGCUCCAGAAGAAGCACCGGGAACGUAUGGAGAGGAGGUUCAUGAAGGAGUCGGCCGCUCUAGACAACUUAGAUGCUAUUAGCUUUUCUAGCUACACCAGCAGCAGCACACUGAGCCGCAAGUUCAACACUGUCACGUCUAACAUGCCAUACUCGCAGGCCACCCUGCAUUCCACAGCCAAGGGCAAGGCCAAGAUACAGAAGAAGCUGGAGAAGAAGAAGCAGGUUGAUGGAACGUUCAAGAUCUAUGAGGAUGGAAGGAAAAGUGUGCGCUCGCUGUCCGGACUGCAGCUCGGCAAUGACGUCAUGUUCCUCAAACAGGGCACAUAUGCCAACCCCAAGGAGAAGUCACGUCUCAACAUCCGUGACAUGUUCUCCCAUGACAAUGAUGAUGAUGCCGACACCAUCUCCCGUGCCAUGAGCGACCCGGGCCUCCACGAGGCUGCAUAUUCUGAGAUCAGCGCUGACUCCGGACGUGAUUCCCUGUUCACCCGUCCCGGACUGGGCACCAUGGUGUUCAGGAGGAACUAUAUGAGUGGAGGCAUGUUUGGUAUAGGGGCACGGGAUGAUGGGAGUGUAGCAGGGAGUGAACCUGUGGGACAGGCACCUAAUGUUCGUCUACGAGGACAUCUGCCUCGACGCUCGCCCAGCUUUGAUGAGGACAGUAUUGGCAGCGCCUUGAGCCUGCAAGAGAGAAAUCUUCAGGAGUUGCCCUGGGAAGAGACUGAAGUUGGCUUGGAUCAGGACCUUGAGCCAGAGAACAGUCCUCUGGAGACUUUCCUGGCCUCUCAAGGCCUCGGCGAAUUCAUGCAAAUCUUCAGGAGGGAGAAGAUUGACCUGCAGGCUCUGCUGCUUUGUUCAGAUCAGGACCUUACCAGCAUUCACAUCCCUUUGGGCCCCCGGAAAAAACUUUUGGAUGCCUGCAAGAGACGUCUAGACACCCUAGAUGAACCAGAGGCCAUUGAAGACACUGAGCUUUGAAGGUCAGAUUUUCUUUUAAAUGGGAAGCUCCGCUGUCCUUUCCUACCAGAUAAAAAGCUGUUAAUUUACUGUUUCAACGUGCAUCAUUUGUGUUGAUGAUAUUUAUUGUGGACAGCAGACAUCACUGAGUUGUGGAUGCCCUUCCUUUAUGUUAAACCUGAGAUUGGUUGUUUUUGGCCUCUUUGGGAUGAAGAAGCUGUUAACCACUGAAGUAUUAAUGCAGCUGGAAGCUUGAUGUAACAGUGGUCAGUCGCAGUAGGAAAAUCCCCUGUGGCCAAAAAAGAGUUUGACAUCUGUUGGCAAGAUGCCUUGAACUGAAAAGGAAACUCAGUUAUUACUCUCUGUAUUAUGAAUCUUAAUCCAUGAAAGUUAUAUUUAUAACGUAAACUCACCGUAGACUUUCAGAAUCUGCAGUUACAUGUUACUCCUCCAUGGAUUUUAACAACAAAACCGGCUAAUUAGACAUAUGAUUAAGAAAUUUAAUCAAACAGAAUAACUGUGAACACCUGUGCAGGUGUGCAGCAGACGCCACAAGACCAGAAAUCUGCCACUACUGUUACUGGCUAAAUGGCACCAUCUAGUGGCAACACGUGAUAAAUGAGAUGAGAUUUGGACAUUUGGAGGCCAAUUUAGACAAUUCAUCACACAUUUUAUCAGUCAUUCAUCAUGUUACUGUUUGCAUUGAUUUACCGGAUUAACACACAAUGAAGAUGAUUUGCAUACAUGAUUGUGGUUCCAUGAAGGCAGCAUGGAAUCUGAGCGUCUGACUGGAAUUAAAGAAAAAAUAAUAAACAUUUUAGGGAAAAGCUUUGCCACAUAUACAAACACAUGCACACUGAUCUGUUUGUAUAUAAUCUCUUCAUUUAGCCUGUCUGUGAAUAUAACUGCAUACUAUAUUAGCUCAUGUAUCAGUAACUGAUUGAUGUAUUAAUGAAUGUACUUCAUUCUUUGAAUAUAUUGUUUGUUAUGUCUUCACUGUACAAUUUUCUUAUUUUAAAUGUGUUCUGUGGCACAUAAACAAUAGUGACUUAGUAUUUAUGGGGUCAUUUAUGGAUUAAAAUAUCUCCAGACUGACGGUUCUGCAAACACUGUUGCAACAGUGAAAACAUUGGUUAUCUGAGCGCCUGCUCGAUAACGCUGUUUCCUGUCUGGUUUCACUGAAGGCCUGUCUGUCUGUCUGUCUGUCUGAGUAUGACAUGAUGUGCUUGAAUGUUGGUAAAAAUCUGCUUUUGUAUCUGCAACCAUAAUUAUCUUUUACUAAAAUAAAGAUAAAAAUGUU
Scatophagus argus is the source of this 3216-nucleotide messenger RNA. RefSeq names its product Usher syndrome type-1G protein homolog. Bases 504 to 1937 code for a protein of 477 amino acids. The transcript is spliced from 4 exons. Gene Ontology annotation, biological process: equilibrioception; sensory perception of sound; sensory perception of light stimulus. The record is from RefSeq and is a predicted model, not a curated record. Lineage: Eukaryota; Metazoa; Chordata; Actinopteri; Scatophagidae. Gene Ontology annotation, molecular function: protein binding.